Molecule: messenger RNA, 1134 nt
Organism: Cantharellus anzutake
Lineage: Eukaryota; Fungi; Basidiomycota; Agaricomycetes; Cantharellales; Hydnaceae
Product: beta-lactamase-like protein
Exons: 3
Coding region: 1-1134 (377 amino acids)
Source: RefSeq, a predicted model, not a curated record
AUGUCUACGGGUGGCAGCACAACCACCAGUAACGCUGAAGACACGGACAAUAUUCAGAGUCGAAAUGAUCACCUUCGUUCUCUUAGGUUCAUUAAUCCUCUCUCCUUGGCGUUUACACCCAUUCCGAAGGGUACAGCAAUCUGCCGUAUCCAUGCCCUUCGAUGCGGACACUUGGACGUGCCUGCCAGGGACCUGAUUCAAGAUGUACUGGAUGACGUUACGUUGCCCUUGCCCGCAUACGCCUUCUUGAUCGAAAAGCUCUCCCCCGAGGAUGGGAGUGUGCUCAAGCGAGUCCUAUUCGAUCUCGGUCUUCGCAAGAGUUAUGGUAAUCACCGUUAUCAAUUUCUAACCGAAAAGUAUCAAAUUCAUUUGAGUGAAGAAGAAGAGAUCGCCUCGAUACUCAGGAACUCUCUAAAUAUCUCACCUUCCUCUAUCGAUGCUGUGAUCCUCGGUCAUCGUCAUUUUGAUCAUAUCGGGGAUCUGGGCGCUUUUCCAGUGUCCGUCGAUCUUGUGCUUGGACCCGAUUCCGAGAAGGACUUGGUCAAGCUUGCGGACUAUUUGGAUCUCCCUCUUCAAGUUCUUCAGUCUCGCAAUAUUCGUCAUCUGGAGCGAAAUAAAGAUGAAUGGAAAGAGAUCGGAGCAUUCAAAGGGCAUGACUAUUUUGGGGAUGGGAGUUUGUUUAUUUUGGACGCCCCUGGGCAUUGCGCGGGACAUCAGAAUGUUCUCGUUCGUACUUCCGGCAAUCCACCGAUCUAUCAUCUCUUAGCCUCCGACACGACCCACCAUAUCAUCCUCGCUCGCGAACCGAAACAGCCUUCUCUUCGCCGCCCUCUCAUUUCUAUCUUCCCCGAAGAUCCAAACAAACCUUCGAAUCUACUCAGUUUCCAUGAUGAUCUGGAAGAAGCUUAUCGAACGAUAGCAAAAGCUGAGCGGAUGGACUUGGAGGAGAAUGUUAAUGUUUUCUUGGCUCACGAUAUCAGCUUGGAUCGAUUACUUCGUGGAGGCAUAGGUUCAGCGCAGGGGGGCGUGCAAGCGAAGAAUUGGUUCACCCUCGAUGGAAACGCCGCGGAGCUGAAAAGGUUCAAGGAUAGAGAAUGGGAGGACCUGUAUCUCGCCAGCGCGUACCAAUCGUGA